CUCUGAGGUGUGCAGGCCAGGGAAGCUGGCUUCACUUCCGGGCCGCAGCCUGGGGCGGCUGCGCCUGUUGCCAUAGCUACCAUUUUACGUUAACUGGUUUGUAGUUCUCAUCCAGGUGGUCCCAGCAACCCUUUCCCCGACUCCCUCUAGGCUUCCUGAAGCCGGAAGGCCUUAGCCAGCUCCCGGAAUUUGGCCUAGGGAUCUGCGUCGCCCCGUGGGGGCGGGAUGGCUACGGAAGAAGAGGACGAGGUGGAAUGGGUGGUGGAGAGCAUCGCGGGGUUCCUGCGAGGCCCCGACUGGUCCAUCCCCAUCUUGGACUUUGUGGAGCAGAAAUGUGAAGUUUUUGAUGAUGAGGAAGAAAGCAAAUUGACUUAUACAGAGAUUCAUCAGGAGUACAAAGAGCUUGUUGAAAAGCUGUUAGAAAGUUACCUCAAAGAAAUUGGAAUUAAUGAAGAUCAAUUUCAAGAAGCAUGUACUUCUCCUCUUGCCAAGACUCGAACAUCACAGGCCAUUUUGCAACCUGUGUUGGCAGCAGAAGAUUUUACUAUCUUUAAAGCAAUGAUGGUCCAGAAAAACAUUGAAAUGCAGUUGCAAGCCAUUCGAAUAAUUCAAGAGAGAAAUGGUAUGUUACCUGACUGCUUGACUGAUGGUUCUGAUGUGGUCAGUGACCUUGAACAGGAAGAGAUGAAAAUCCUGAGGGAAGUUCUUAGAAAAUCAAAAGAGGAAUAUGACCAGGAGGAAGAAAGGAAGAGAAAAAAAAAGUUAUUAGAGGCUAAAACAGAAGAGCCCCCAGUAUAUACUAGUGAAGCUGCAAAAAUGAGCAAUUCCCAAGGGGAUGGUGAACAUUUUGAACACCCACCCUCAGUGCAACCUUUGGCAAGAAAAGUGGAAAUGAUGCCUGAAACUUCCUCCCUCCCACAAAAAAGCCUGAAGAUUCCUGGCUUAGAACAUGCAAACAUUGAAGGACCAAUAGCAAACUUGUCAGCUCUUGGAACAGAAGAGCUGCGGCAACGAGAGCACUAUCUCAAGCAGAAGAGAGACAAGUUGAUGUCCAUGAGAAAGGAUAUAAGGACUAAGCAGGUCCAAAAUACGGAGCAAAAAGGAAAGCCUGCGGGGGAGGUAGAGGAAAUGACAGAGAAACCAGAAAUGACAGCAGAGGAGAAACAAACACUACUAAAGAGGCGAUUGCUUGCAGAGAAACUUAAAGAAGAAGUUAUUAAUAAUCACACAAAUUGGGAGAGAAGAAAGAAGAACUACAGCAUAAAAAGGCAUCAGUGAUAUUCACAAAGAUGACCAUAACAUCAAUUGUCUGUUCAAGAACGGAAGUUGGUUAAAUGAUCCAGUUGUGCCUGCUCUAAGAAGCUCAAAUAUCUGAGAAUAAAAUACAAACAGGUUACAUAAGGUAUAAGUGUAUGUUAACUGGAACACCACCAAACAAAUGUGGGGAGAAGUGCUAGACUUACAAAUCACCUCUUUUUGUGGCAGGAUAAAAAAUAUUUCAUUUGGGAUUGAAAAAACAAAACAAAACAAAAAAACCCAAAACCGAAAAACUGGCAAAGGUGUGACCAAUCAGGCAUCCAUAAACUACUGUGAAAUGACAUGCAUGCAAAGCUACAGUUACAAUGCAACUUUUAAUGAUAAUUCUAAAGCAACAUAUUUAAAUACUGGAAAUUCAUUCCAUUAGAAUAUAACCAUGUUAAUGGGAGUACUGCACAAUCAUCAAAAAGUACUAUUUAUCAAAAAACAGAUGGGAAAAUCUACUAUGAAUACAUUAAUGCUUCUAAAAUUAAAAUUCAAAUAGAGUA
This is a messenger RNA of Urocitellus parryii (Arctic ground squirrel), 1805 nucleotides long. RefSeq names its product cilia and flagella associated protein 36 (gene Cfap36). NCBI's taxonomy places the organism in Eukaryota, Metazoa, Chordata, Mammalia, Rodentia, Sciuridae. The record is from RefSeq and is a predicted model, not a curated record. Gene Ontology annotation, cellular component: ciliary base; axoneme.